CUCUCCAGAGGUUUUGCAGGGAACUGGCAAUGGAGGUCCCCUGCAUCAGGGAAACUGUAGAAACCCUCAGCGACUCUCAUCGGGCGUCAAGGAGGGCGGAGGAAUCCGCCGCGAGGAGAUUCCAGGCAGCAGCGUGGCUCCGGAGCACGCUUGGAGAGUCGUUGAAACUUUCUCCGCAGCCGUCUGAGGAGGAGUUCCUCUCUUGUCUGAGAAAUGGACUGGUCCUGUGCAAUGCCAUCAACAAGAUCAAGCCAGGAGCUGUUCCUAAGGUUGUGGAGAGUCACUCUGCUUCGAUUCUGUCGGAAUGUGAGAAAUCACCACUGCCAGCUUAUCAGUACUUUGAGAACGUGAGGAAUUUUACAAAAGCUGUUGAGGAAAUGAAGUUACCUGCUUUUGAAGCAUCAGUUCUUGAAAGGGGCAUGCUGGAACCCGUAGGAUCCACGGGGAAGAUUGUUGACUGUAUCCUGGCUCUUAAGUCAUACCAUGAAUGGAUAAAGAGUGGGAGCAGCGGCUCAUGGAAGUAUACUGGAACUGGGCGGUCGCCAAUGGUGUCACAUUCCAGUGGAAGAAAUCGUACCGACGUGAGUAGUUCGGAGUUCACACUUGCUUGUAGAAGAUUGGACUUGUCAUCUUCAAGUGACAAGCAUAAAAGCCAAGAUGAGAAGAGCCCACCGAGUGGUCAAGAUUCGAGCAAUGUCAAUUUAAUUCUAAAACAAGUUGCUGAGUCACUGUUUGCUGCAAAAGAAAAUGUUGACCAGAGGUGUCUUGAUUCAAGGCUUCUUGCCAAUACUGAUAUUGGCAGGUUGAUAAUUCAAUUGAUCUCCAAUCACCUACUAAAGAAAAAACCAAAUAGUUUUCCCCAUCUGGAGGCAUUUCUUAAAGAACAUUUGAAGUACGGAGAGAACUUAACUACAGGUUCAAAUAGCAGUACGCCAAGUUCUUUGCCUUCAGAAGAAAAAUACAAGGGUUGUCGAUCAUGUGUAGCGAAGGGAAAAUGCACACAUUUAUUUCUUGUGGAGGCACAGGAGGAGGAAAUCAAAGCAUUGAGGUCCCUAAUGCGCGAGACACAGACGGAGUUCAAUGCUUGGCAGUCUCAAUUGCGGAUGGACUUGAUGCAAUUGGGAAAUGAGGUUCAGGGGCUUUCCACUGCUGCGCUUGGUUACCAGCGUGUUGUAAAGGAAAACAGAAACCUGUACAAUAUGCUCCAGGAUCUUAAAGGGAAUAUACGAGUUUAUUGCAGAAUUAGGCCUUUGCUUGAAGCUGGCUAUUCAACAGUUGAUUUCAUUGGAGAAGAUGGGUCUCUGACAAUUUUGAAUCCUCUAAAGCAGCAGAAGGAUCAACCAAAAACAUUCCAGUUCAACAAGGUCUUUGGUCCAACUUCUACACAAGAUGAUGUCUAUAUGGAUACUCAACCUCUAAUUAGGUCUGUCAUGGAUGGUUACAACGUUUGCAUCUUUGCAUAUGGCCAAACAGGAUCUGGCAAAACAUACACAAUGUGUGGUACAUCAACCAGUUCGCGGAAGGACUUGGGAAUCAAUUAUAAGGCCCUAGAUGAUCUAUUUAAGAUAUCUCAGGAAAGGAAGGACUACGUUAAAUAUGAGGUUCAGGUUCAGAUGGUUGAGAUAUAUAAUGAGCAAGUCAGGGAUCUGCUUGCAGAAGAUCCUUCAACUACAAAGUUAGAAAUUCGGAGCUCUACAUGCAAUGGCUUGAAUGUUCCAGAUGCUAGUCUACACCUUGUCCAAUGUCCGACUGACAUUCAUAACCUGAUGAGUUUGGGACAAAAAAAUCGUGCUGUCAGUUCAACUGCUAUGAACAACCGAAGUAGUCGCUCACAUAGUGUUUUAACUGUUCAUGUGCAAGGCAUUGAUACAUCUGGUAGCCUCAUCCGAAGCUCCCUACACUUGGUGGACCUUGCAGGAAGUGAGAGGGUUGACAAGUCAGAAGCUACGGGGGACAGGUUGAAAGAGGCACAAUAUAUUAACAGGUCUCUUUCUUGUCUGGGAGAUGUAAUAGCUGCACUAGCCCAAAAGAACUCAUACAUACCUUACAGAAACAGCAAGCUCACACAGCUACUACAAGAUUCCUUAGGUGGCCAAGCAAAGACCUUGAUGUUUGCCCAUGUGAGCCCAGAAGCUGAUUCUUAUGGAGAAACUAUCAGUACAUUGAAAUUUGCGGAGAGGGUUUCUGCUGUUGAACUUGGUGCUGCUCGAUUAAACAAAGAAAGUGGCGAAGUUAGAGAGCUUAAAGAACAGGUCGAAUAUUUAAAGAAGGCAAUAGCAAAGAAGGAAGGGGAAGUAACAAUCCUGUCACAGAAAUCUCCUCCGGAACAGAAAAACAAGUUUGAAAGUGCUCCACCACAUCCACGGCGAAGAAUGAGCAUUGAAGGCUCUAAUUUCCCGAAGCCUGAACCAAGUUACCUUAAUUCUAUUUCAUCUUUAAAAUCCCCUACAUUGUCAAUGAAAUCUGAGACAGAAAAUACUCCUGUUCGUUCUCGAAGAUUAAGCAUAGAGAAAGCUGCAUAUGGAAAGAUGGAGCUGCAACAGCAAAAGAUCAGUAGGACAAGAAAGGCCCCAGGCUACUUGUCCAGCAGCAUGUGCAGCAUUUCAACAGAGCAGUCCCCCGGAUCUUCUCAAGUUCUCUUUAAAGCUGGACAGCGUAACAUUUUGGCACCAGUUCAACUUACAGUUGACGAACCCGGGAAUAAUACCAGAGCAAUGACAGGACUUUUUUGCCCUUAUAACUCAUAUUCUAACAUGGACUGUAACAAUCAAAUGUCAUAUGGGAUGGCUGUCCCUCUGCCACUGCCACGCACCCCAGAUUUUACUAUGUCAGUGAAAAAAGAUGGAUCAGAUAAUGAGAAGCAGAGUGAAGCAAGUCUUAAUAGUAAGUUCCAGCUACUGUCUGCUCCUUCAAACCGAAAGGGAUCGCAAAUAAGGAAAUCACUCAAUAAUACCAUAGGAAAGUUGAUCAAUGGCUCUGAUAAAAGGAAUCUCAUUGGCCAACUGGAAACUUCAUCACCUUUCUGUGCCAGGCAAAGAGACACUUAUCCAGCGAAAUCACCAGUUGCACCAAGUUCUAGUUCUCGCCGUAGGCAAUCGCUGACUGGUCAUGUCGGAGGACUGGAAUCUUCAAGAAGGUCCUCCUUGGGAGGGAAAAUGAACUCUUCUUGUACAAGAGAGCCGCAGUCAUUAGUCACACCAGCAACAGCCUACCAAUCUGUAAAGACGACAAAGAGGUGGUUGUAAUGACACAGAGAUGGUUGUCAACGAUUUCACAAGUUGGCUGUUCGCAAAGCCCGUUCUAAUUACUAUAAUCCGGUGGCGCUGCUGUUAAGAAAAUAGAGGCACAGGAAGUACAUAUCUAGAAGAGGGAUAGCAUUGAAAGAUUGCAUUCUUUGCAGUUGAUGUACAUAAGUUCUCAUUGUUCUGAACUCUUCAUUCUAGAAAUUUUGGUUCCUGCCUCUUAAUAGUAUAAAUAAUUCUCAUCUCUC
Messenger RNA from Nymphaea colorata (pocket water lily), 3490 nucleotides. Its product is annotated as kinesin-like protein KIN-14L. Gene Ontology annotation, biological process: microtubule-based movement. The record is from RefSeq and is a predicted model, not a curated record. Lineage: Eukaryota; Viridiplantae; Streptophyta; Magnoliopsida; Nymphaeales; Nymphaeaceae. Bases 30 to 3245 code for a protein of 1071 amino acids. Gene Ontology annotation, molecular function: ATP binding; microtubule motor activity; microtubule binding. The transcript has 20 exons.